This is a messenger RNA of Haliotis rubra (blacklip abalone), 1025 nucleotides long. RefSeq lists its product as uncharacterized. The transcript is spliced from 2 exons. The record is from RefSeq and is a predicted model, not a curated record. The coding region runs from base 141 to 887 and encodes 248 amino acids. NCBI's taxonomy places the organism in Eukaryota, Metazoa, Mollusca, Gastropoda, Lepetellida, Haliotidae.
CAAUACCACAUUAGGUACGGCGCAGUUUGACAGACACCUCGGUUUCAUGCGAUCUGUGCUUGUGCCUCUGUAGGAGAUUGUAUUAACAGUCAAACUUCUGUGUUCAUAUGUGAAACUUUAACACCAGGUUUCCAGAUGCCAUGAUACUAUGUGACUAUUGUGGAGAUGAAAUACAGCCAGAUUUACCAGGCGUAAAUGUGUACAACAAGGAUGUGGACGUGCGUUAUGUGACAAAGCAGGAUUGUAUACCAGUUGGUUUUACGUGCGUCGAUGUAUGUGUCAAAGAUGACAAAAUCACAUAUCUGAAAGAAGGGAGCUCCUUACCGAAAGGUUUUGACUACGUAACUGUUUCUGUCAUAGGUCGAGACGUAGUAUAUGCAAGGAACCAGAACUUAAUACCAGCAGGUUUUGAACAAGUCACUGUGUACACCAGGAAUAGGGAAGUAAAAUACGCAAGACAAGGGGACAGCCCCCCAACAGGCUUUGAUCAAGUUUCAACCUAUGCAAAGAAUGAAGAAAUAAAGUAUGGGAAAGCAAGUCAUCUUACCCCAGUAGGAUUUGAACAAGUGACUGUCUGUGUGAAAACAGAAGACAUAUUAUAUACAAGGCAAGCAGAGCAUAAACGAAAAGGUUCUGAGCCCGCGGCAGUAUAUGUGAAAGAUAAGGACAUAGCACGUGCAAAGUGUCGCCAAGUAAAAGGAGCAUUUCACACAGAGUGCCUGAAUAACUAUAUUCCACGGCGUGAGGAGGCAGCUUGUAAAUUCCUGGAAAGGGCUUCACCAAAAAAGCAAUGUCUUGUCUAUUGGGAUUCAUGUCAAGUACUUAUUUGGAGAAGGGACAGUAAACCAAGAGCAGAGAAGAAGAAAAAAGGAGAAGAGAGAUCGUAAAGCUAUUGAGUUACUGAGAAAAGUAUCGGCUCUGCGGAAUUCCAACUCUGGAUAUAUACUUAUUCAUCUUGUUGGCCUGGCACCUGGAGAUACUUUCACUGGCGCAUUUGAUGAGUUUGCUGACCCCAAACUUCACGA